Molecule: messenger RNA, 1899 nt
Organism: Giardia duodenalis
Lineage: Eukaryota; Fornicata; Diplomonadida; Hexamitidae
Exons: 1
Coding region: 1-1899 (632 amino acids)
Source: RefSeq, a predicted model, not a curated record
AUGACUAGUGGUAGCUCUAGUAAGGUCCGUCUUUUCUACACACAAGAGGGUGUACUUACCCUCACCGGGCCGUCUAUCCCUGAAACGAGGGGGGUCGCUGCCCUUGCUCUUCUGCGUUAUCUCCCCACCUUGCAGGGGGUCCACUUCACAGAGCGGAGCCGUGACAUCUUGGAGUGCAAUGAAGCCACUGGCGAAGGCUUAGAUGAUGUGUACAUAUUAACAUCAGAUGAGGAGAGCCUCCGUCUUCAAGACCUUGUGCAGGCGACCCUGGCAGAAGAGGUUACUCCGUGGGACAGCUUGCAACAUCGACAGAGACAGAAGGCGAGCUCUCGCUAUGACUGCGCGUUCAGUGUCUGUGUCCUUGUUGUAGGGUCUACCCUUCUAUCAACCAGAGACAAGCAGAAUCUUGUGAUUAGCGACCUCAACUUGCCUGGAAAAUCUGAUGUAACCCCCACGGCUAAGCUCAGCUUUUACGAGGCUCUUUACAUGUAUCCUGCAUUAGAUAGUAAACAUUCGGGAGACACAUCUUCACGUGGGGUUCCGAAGCUCAUUCUGCCGGGGUAUAUGCUUCUUCUCAGCGACGUCUUCUUUAGCAUGAAGGUCCCACAGUUUCCCAAGUUAAUGAUCAGGCCUCAAUCGCAAGUGUGGAACCUGAGGGAAGAUCUGCCACGUGACUGGUCUCUCAGCAAGCAUCGAGAAGCAACAAGGCUCUUCAGCCAACUCGGGUUUGUGCGCGCGUGCCACAGUAGUGCAGGUCAGACAACUAUCCUGGGUCAGGAGAUAUAUAACGGCUGCUUCCGAAAUAUGCAUCUUAAGCCUCUUACAUCUGAGCUUCUUGCUCGGGCGGGGGAGAUCUACAAGAAGACAGUUGUUCCUAUUGACGCUGAGAUAGUAGACUCUAAGAGUGGAGCGAUUCAACUACACACCGGCGCUGACCACGGAAACGUCCCAGUGGUUAUAUCUGAAGUAUAUCAUGGCGACUCCUAUCUUAGAGAAGUCACGGUAGAGAUAGCACAGUUGGCACGGCGGAAUGCGUGCGUGCUAGUGCUCCUAAAUAGCACCUUUCAGCAGGACUUCAUCGCAGUCACUAAUGCCCCAAAUAAGUUUCUCCUGUACAUACGAGACCCGUUUGAAGAGCUGUUUGCCACAGCUUCAGAGUGUCCGCAUGACAACACACUGAAUACGGAUGUGCCCGAACCUCUGCCCAAACGUGUUGAUGAGAGUAAGCCCCUGUCAACGAUUAAGGUCCAUAGUGCUACAGAUUGCAAGGAUAACCCUCUCAUAGAAGGCCCGCCUCUUGCUGCUCUCCUUCCGCCCUAUGCUAUUACCAGUAGAGACAUUUGCUAUUCAGUCACGCCAGAUCCUCUAGCAUCUGCGUAUCUCCAAGAUAUCGGUGAAGUAACAGAUUGCACAAUAGAAUUUCUUAAUGUAACUUUAUUAUGGCAACACACAAAAGGGCAUGUCUAUCCCCAUCACCGGUACACAAGACUCAAGGAGUCUCAGCACCUUAUCUACUCCUCUAGUUCGAGUACACGCAUAUUAAGUACUACAACCCUUCUCACCGAGGUUACAGUGCUUAGCGACUCCACAGGCCCAGAGAAAGCUUACGUCGUCAUCCCCCAUGCUUUGUUUCACGAGCUUUUCCUUCAGCUUGUCCCAUCGUCUGUGAGCCGGGACAACUUUGAACUGAGUGACCCCGAGACGGGUGCUGACAUGCGUGACGAGCUGCCUUGUCUCUGGCCGCUGUGUGUUUUGUGUAUAAUCCACAGACUCAGCGUACCACGUGCCAAAUUACUAAUUCUACGCACUAAGUUUCCGCUGCCGCCAGAUGAGGUCCCAACGAGUGCACAGCCCGGCCUCCGGUACCUUUUAGAUUUAGAUGCAUCGAAUAUUAAAUAG